This is a messenger RNA of Drosophila kikkawai, 2338 nucleotides long. It is a transcript of the gene mbm, whose product is annotated as mushroom body miniature. The record is from RefSeq and is a predicted model, not a curated record. NCBI's taxonomy places the organism in Eukaryota, Metazoa, Arthropoda, Insecta, Diptera, Drosophilidae. Gene Ontology annotation, molecular function: nucleic acid binding; zinc ion binding.
GUCUAUCGGCAAUCGACUCAACACGUGCGCCGAGGCGGUUCGUAAAAAUUAAAAAUAUCCACGAUGAACAACGGGGGAGGACAUUCCGGAGGCUGGAACCACUCCCGGCCCCACUUCUACAGCAAUAACCAGCAGAGACGCAGCGGCGGCGACUCUAGAGGCGGUCACCAGGCGCCCAGCCAUCAAUCCAAUGGCAAUUGGGCCGAUCGUGGACACAUAGGUGGCGGCGGUCAGGUGCCAAGGAAUCACAAUCACAGCAAUGGCAACGUGCCGGGUGGCGUUGGUGCUGGGCGGGGCAGAGAGGAGUCCUUCAACAAGUUUCGGGAUCCCCAGCAGCAGCCGGAUAAUCAGCAGCGGAACAAGGGAGGCGGCAGAGGAAGAAGUGGUGGUGGUCGAGGUAGACGCAGCCGUGGUCGUGGACGCAACAACUCGUGGCACGCCAAAGAUCAAGCCAAGAGCCCCACACGCAGUCACAUGCUGUACUACGAUAACGUGGGUGACUUCACCGAGGAUCCCCCAGCUGCAGCUGCUGCUCACCCACCGGUAGCCACAUCGCCGGCUCCAUCCUCACACAGACAGGAGAGCCUUCCACCUGCCAACAUUGCCUUCAGCAACGCCAUAGCGCCGCCUGCAGAGACACCUCCUCCUGUUGUGGAAGAGCAGCCGCCCCAGAUGCCGCUGAUUAAUAUAAAAAAAGAAAAGGAGCUAAUGCCGAAGCUUAAACAGGAACCCAAAGCGGUUGCCAAGUCGGAGCCCAAGACACCGAAAAAGGACGAAAGCUCGUCUAGUUCCUCCUCCUCGGAGGAAGAGGAAUCCGAACCGGAGCCUGGAGAAGCCGUAAAAGGCAAACCCGCCGCUGUGGCCGCCGUCUCGCCCAAAACGAAGGUCAGCAAACCAACCGUGGCGACUGCAAAGCCGCCACCGGUCUCAUCAUCCUCUGAGGCUUCAUCCUCGGAUUCCGAUGAAGACGACGACGAGAGUCCGCCGCCGCCGCCAGCGAAGAGCAAACAGGCUGCCAAGGAGAAGGGUCAGGCAACUGCUGGUAGCAAGUCCACCUCCAGGAAACUGAAGAAAGCGGCCUCCGAGGAGGAUGUGGUCUGCAUGGGCUCCCAAGAACGCCAGUUCACUAUAACGGACGAAGAGGAGGAGGAGGAGGAGCAAAGCACCGAGGCUGAGGGCAAAAAGGACAAGAAGGCCGGCAAAAGCAGAAGCAAAAACAAAGCCAUAGAUGUGUGCGGUCUCUGCGAUAAGAAGGGUCACACCUCCUUCAACUGCCAAAUGAUCUGCCGGAAUUGCUCCGGCCGAUACCACAGCCUCAAAAGCUGUCCCAGUCCGCCCAACCUCAACAUUGCCAUGCAGGCAUUCAUGGAGUUUAUCAUGCAGCAGAUGUCGUCUUUUCCUGGCGAUCAGCAACGAUUCGCCUUCCCCGCUGCUGUUCCAGCAUCUGCAGCUGCAUCUUCCAUACCAGUUACUCCAGUAAAGGCCAAAAAGGACAAAAAGGUGGCCAACACCAAGAAGGUGGCGGCCAAAAAGACGCCGCAGAAGCGCAUGAAGAUUGAACCAAAGGAUGACGACGACGACGAUGAUGAUGAAGAUGAGGAUGACGACGAAGAUGAGGCAACGGAGGCCAGCAGCGAAAGCGAAGCUGCAUCGGAAUCCAGUGACGAGCAGCCAGCAGCACCUCCGAAACGAAAGCGCGGCUCAAAAAGCAAAACCUCUGCUGCUGCCGGUCUGCCACCGCAAGUGUUUCCGUUUCCCCUGCUGGGCGCCCCGGGCGCUCCCUACAACUCCAUGAUGUACCCCUAUGGGACGCCGUUCAGUUUUCCGAAAUAAUUCAAUACACACACUAGGUUAAGCUCUAGACCACACAUAAAGUUAAUUGAAAAUCUUCAAAGGCCUGAUUCUUGCAACUACUUUUUGUUUGGUAUUCAAGUUGGAAGCUUUCAAAUUCUUUUUGCAGCUGACUGAAAAAAAAGGUAAUUUAUUGCUUUGAUUAAGCUUUUGUUAAUUCAUCGAGUGGGACACACAGCCGGGUAAUUAUGCACACACUUCAAUCACGCUUUUCACUUGAAUGUGGACUAAUGAAUGUCAUAAAAUUAAAGGCUUGAAGUUCCAUUGAACUAUCACACAGAUAUUAUAAAAAUGUUCUUUGCUUACAAGGGAGCAAAGCUGUUAUUGUAUCGAUUUUACAGUAAAGUCCAAGUCCAAAUCAAGAUUUGUUCCUCAUUAAAAUGUAAUAUUAAUACGAAAUCCGUUUUGGUUUAGCUAUGCCCUCUUAAAAUUUUAUUAAGUAUGCCAACCUCUUCAUAUCAUAAAUAUAAGUGUAUAUUGAUAGAUA